AACAACAAGUGUAGCAGGCUGGAUCUGGUUGACUUGCACAACCCUCUUGACAUCAGCCUCAAGCCAGGUGCUGUGUCACUGCUUUCUAUUUCUUCCUCUCUGUCUAGAUGACGGCCGUUCUGCAAGCAACGGACGCUUUUCGGAACGACAGACUCAUGGCCCCUCACGACGACAUCAAUUAUUCCUCCUCGGGGGACUGGAAGGCAAAGUACAUGGAAGUGGCCGAUAUGCUGGCAGAAACUCGUGCCGAACUUGAUGACUUUCAUGCCUCCAGUAAGGACCUGGAAGAAGAGUUAGAGAGGGAACUUGAGCGAACCGAGAAGGCCCAGCGGGAACUGAAGGUCAAGGUCGCCAAAGCUGAGCAUGAGAAAGACGAGUGGAAGUCCAAAUUCGUGUCGCUACAAACGCUGCAUAACACGACUACGACGUCUUUGCAAAGGGAACUUGAUACUCUACGGCAGGAUUACCAGAAGAUCAAGAUUCAACUUCGAGAGUUGGAAAUGGGUAAUGACGAUUUGGAACGAAAUGAGAGAGCAAUCUCGUCUAGCCUGGCUGAUGCGGAGCAGAAAUACUCUCGUGUCCUUGAAGAGAAAAUCCUACUCGAACAUGAGCUUCUAGACAAGGCGAACCUCGAAGAGGAAAGUCAGCGAUUGAAGGACGAACUCAGAGAUGCCAAUGAGGAAAUUGUCAUUCUGAAAGAGCAGCUUUCAACCGCCCUUCAACGCAAUGUUUUCACAACCGACAUUACCUAUUCAGCCCCGCCAUCUAUUGUCUCGCACUCUGAGAAUGAAAGUUUACUUUCUACGCCUGCGCCUCCAGAUCUUGAAUUGUCGGAUUUGACACCACCGCCCGAGACCCCUGCAAAGGACUUCCCGCCUGUAACCACUAAGGCUCACAGGAACUCGGAACCCAUCAAUACUUCGCCUUCCGGUCAGGCAUCACUCCUUCAUCGAGCCGGUUUCCAACCACCACGAGCUGGGCAUUCUUCACCACCCAGUGGUAUUCCGUCACAUCUUACACGCUCUAGCACUGUUCCCACAUCGAUGGGUUCGCCACGCACACCUUCAUCGCGCCCUGCUACUAACCGAGUUGCCUCUACGAUGAGCAGCACAAGUACAGUGACUGGUGUUCCAGGGACAACAACGAAGAGUAGAGGUGUCCAAAUGGUCUCAGAGAUGAGAGCCCGCGUAAAGGUGUUGGAGCAGAAGAUUCACACUCGAGUCCCACGAUUACGAAUGGGUAGCGUCACUAAUCGUGCAAGUGCCAACGCAAUGCCGCCACCUAAAGCAGGGCCCUCAACAUCUAUGCCUUCUCCGGCCCCUUCGACUUCGUCUUCUUCACUGAAGACUAAUUCUUCCGAUGGCAGAAGUGGUGUGAAAAAUCGACGGCAAAGUAUAGAAUCGGAAGGCGACAAACACACACCCAUUCGCGAUAGUUCUGGUUGGGUGAUGAUUACGGAAGUAUCUCCAUCUCCCGUCAAGGACAUAGAGAAAGAGCGUCGUCGGACAUCGGUUCCCGCUGCUCCAUCUGCCUUCCGUCCUCUUUCUUCCACCUCUGCAUCGCCAUCACCUUCCACCAGUAGUCGACCACCAAGUGCCUUAUCACAGAGUGUUGCACCCACUCGAAGAUCACAAUCAAGGUUAUCCGUGUCGACUGAAGGCAGAAGUAGUAUCAGCACGAACGCAACAACAAGUACAGCCAGUUCAAUACCAACACCAACUUCGCGGCCAGCGACCCCUACAUUCCUUCCUGUACCCAGCUCCGGCAUGUAUCAUAGUUCUAUCGCGCAGAAACGGUCAGCAGGACCCGCCUCUGGAGCAUAUAAUCAGAAGAAACGCUCCUCCUUUGGUUCGAGUACGUUAGGCCCCCCUUCCGUGGACGGACCCUCGUUGAUUCCCUCCCCUUAUACUAACCUAACAGUUCGGCCAAAUGCCAAAGUCAGUCAAUCGCCGUCCUUUGCCCAGAGCAGGAUAGGACGUCCAGGCGGUAGCCCUCGCAAGAGUAUUGGGGACGGCGGCACAGAGUCCGAUACUACCACUCUCAGAAUUGGGCGAGGGCGAGCUGGCACCGCGUCAGCCUUGUUUGGCCGUAGUCCGUUCUGACCCAUCAUGCCGUUAAGCACUCACAGUUUUGCCUGAUACCUCGCUGCCACGUUGAGGGUUGUGGCCCUAUACAUUACGUUAAUCCCUGCCUCUCCAUUGCGCACGUGGUGAGGCGACCUUAUGUCUUUCCUUUUUCUUAAUGAAUAAUGAUCUGAAUGCUCUUUCACGAUACAGUAGAAUGUCGCGACCAUGCUACAUGAGGUAUAUUUGCUUUCCUUCUAUCCCUUUGUGCACUUUCUUCUUUCUUUUUAUUCUCCGGAACCAAUCUUAAAUAUUAUCAUCGCCGCUGGGUUAGUGUACGGUAUUAUACAGUUCAGGCUUGUGAUUGCUGUGUAUUCUCGUAUUCUCUUUUCUCUCCAUCUCAUCUCGAUGUAAUAUCCUCCAUUCGUUUUUAUAGACUCACACUGGUUGACCUUGAAAUGGCAGUCCCACCUUACACCUUU
Molecule: messenger RNA, 2545 nt
Organism: Somion occarium
Lineage: Eukaryota; Fungi; Basidiomycota; Agaricomycetes; Polyporales; Cerrenaceae
Source: the annotation of a GenBank genome assembly